AUGUAUCUUCUCCAAAAAGAUCGUGAAAUACAACAAUCUAAUCUGAUGAGAUCCCGUGAUUCACUGCUGAAAAAACUGAAGGAGGAAUUGAAGGAGAAACUGUCUCUUAACUUAACACUAUCGAACCAGUACAUCAAAACGCAAGAAGAACAAAGCAAAUUACUAUCAUUGUAUUUCUUAGCUCUUACUGAUUCUAUGUUAGAUCAAAUUCAGUUGUUCAAUGCUGAACAAGUUGCAGCAAUAUGCGCACGAAAUCUGCGUCAACGCGACUGUUGGGAACAGAGAUUACAAGCCAAACAAGAGAGAGAAGUCGAUAAUUUGUUCAAUCGAAACCGGGAUGUUAACCAACUGAUACAAGUAGCUGGUAGCCUGCAUAUCCCAGGAACGAUAUCUUUGAAGUGUAAAACAUGA
Messenger RNA from Heterobilharzia americana, 411 nucleotides. NCBI's taxonomy places the organism in Eukaryota, Metazoa, Platyhelminthes, Trematoda, Strigeidida, Schistosomatidae. The record is from the annotation of a GenBank genome assembly.